AUGGACCUUGGCGCCACUGAUGGAGGGGCCCACGGCGGCUUCGAGUCGGGAGAGGAGGAGAAGAGGAAAUCGCGGGAGCUACCGCCAGACUUGCCUAAGUCCUUGGAUGAUCGAAGAAGACCCAAGGAACUAAUCCCAGAGGCUGAGAUGUACGAUGGAUGGCAAGGCCAGUCGCAAUUUCUCACCUCGCCGAUGCUUGCGAAGCCCUUGAGCUUUAGCGAACUCACCCUCGACGACCCUGACUAUGAUGCGGACCUCACUAAAGGCGUUCCGGACAGCGACACCAGACUCAUGGAGAUGCUCGCUGCCCAGGCAGCCCAUUCUGCCGCCGCCGGCCUAGAUGACGAAGACGCUAUUGCGUCUAGCGACAAACUAUCCGAGGAUGAGAAAAAAGAUAUGUUGCAGAAGGUCCUCAAUAUGGCAGCCAGCAACGGCAACGUGGAUCAGGUCAAGAAGAUCUUGGAGGGUGAUGCCAAGCAAUACGUGGAUGUCAACUCCCCAGACGAGGAUGGGACCCCACCCUUAAUUUAUGCCUCCUGCUUUGGACAUGAGAGCGUCGUGCAAGCCCUGAUUGAUGCAGGGGCGGACGUGGAUAAGCAGGAUCGAAAUAAUUGGAGUGCCCUAAUGUGGGCAAUGACAAACAGACACAAGGGCAUAGCAAAGCUACUCCUGGACAGUGGAGCGUCAGCCGAGGCCAAGACAUCAUCCGGUCGCACUGCCUUUGAUUUUGUCGCUCCAGAUAGCGAAAUGUCCUUCUAUCUACACGACAGCGGGUAUAACAUUGGCAAUGCUGGUGUCACCGACGAUUUCUAUAAUCCUGGGUUCGCCCAGGACAGGUUUGAAGAAGAAGCGGAGACUGAACUACGUCGCCGGAUGAUGAUGGAGAGUGCCCGCGAUCUCGAAGUCGACCUGGGCAAUGUGGGAAUGGACGAUCAGCCAGAGACGCUCGACGAGAUAGAAGAGGAAGAACAAGAAUUUGACUGGACGCGUUGCCUCCACGAUCAGAUGUUCGUCUUCCAGGAGACCGAGCUUGACCAACUUUUGGAUAUCGUCAUCACCAACAUGACACCCCAGAGAUCGCCGUCGCAGAAGCCCGUUCCUGCAAACAUGAUAUUCCUCAGUGCGAGAUAUGCGCACUACCAUGCCAGUCCCGAGCUUCUCGAGAAACUGCUCGUCACGGCAAUGGACAGGAUCAACGAUGUCGUGGAGGAACACCAAUGGGACAUGACAAUCUUGGCAUUUUGGAUCUCAAAUGCCACAUUACUAUUGCACUACUUGAAGAAGGAUACCGGGCUGGUGGAAGCCACGACAGAUUUUCAGGUGCAGCUUACGGAACUCAUCAACGAGAUUUUCAUCCUCAUCGUGAGAGACGCCGAAAGGCGGCUCGACAAGGUGCUCGAUGCGGCCAUGCUGGACCAUGAGACCAUCCCUGGCUUCGAGGACAUCACCUUUCAGAACGAAUGGAAGAUCUUCAAGCGCAAGAAGGAGGUUAAAGAAGAACCCCUGGAAAGACGGUAUCGGCCACCUUCUCCUAAACAACGAGCAAAGCCGGCACCGCGAAAUGUCACCUCACUGCUGUCCUCGACGCUCUUUGUCUUGGAUCUCUACGACAUUCACUCCGUCAUCACGGCACAGAUCGUAUCGCAGCUACUCUACUGGCUGGGUGCCGAGUUGUUCAACCGCAUUAUGUCGAACCGGAAAUAUCUCGCACGCACGAAAGCGAUGCAGAUACGAAUGAACAUUUCAACAUUAGAGGACUGGGCUAGGACCAAUAACCGGCAGCCGGAGCACUUUGAACAUGGUGAGAUGAAAUCGACGGGAGAAAACACCAUCGAUGCUGCUCGGAGACACCUCGCGCCCGUGAUACAGCUGCUCCAGUGGCUCCAGUGCUUCUCAUCCCUGGGCGCUGACGACUUGGAGGCGCUGGUAGGGACGUUGCAGCAGCUCAAAUCGCUCAGCGCGCAGCAGCUGAUCCAUGCUGCCAACCACUACCGGCCUGAAGUCGGGGAGAAAGGCUUGCCCAAGAGCGCGAUGAAGUAUCUUGUGGCAAUCCAGAAGGAGGCGGCACUCCGACGAGAAAGGCAGCGGAGCAAAGCUGCAUCACCCAAACCGAAAGGAGCACCGGACAGCGCCCCCUCGACGCCUGCGAAGAGCAAAUCAAAUGGCCGUGGGGACGAGACACCCUCGAGUAUGCUCGAGACGCCGAACGCAAAGACGGCCGACUCUGAAGAAGAAGAGGAAGCGCCCGAGCAUCUGCUGCUGGAUCCGGCCCUCAUGCUUCCAUUCUCUUUGCCUUCGGCGACUGACAUGCUAGUAUGUUACGGUGCAGGAUUCGGCGGUGUGAACAGGGAACGAGAAAGGAAGUAUAUUCCUACAGUGCCACCAGAGUUCCUGGCCAAGUUGGAAGUCAGCAACAACGCAGGCAAGAAGCCCAUGUUUGGAGAAAAGGACUGGGAGAAUGAGGAUGUUUAG
Messenger RNA from Thyridium curvatum, 2472 nucleotides. RefSeq lists its product as uncharacterized. Bases 1 to 2472 code for a protein of 823 amino acids. Gene Ontology annotation, molecular function: GTPase binding. NCBI's taxonomy places the organism in Eukaryota, Fungi, Ascomycota, Sordariomycetes, Thyridiales, Thyridiaceae. The transcript has 4 exons. The record is from RefSeq and is a predicted model, not a curated record.